GGGGCUUUCUAUGGCUAUAGACUACAAGGACAAACAGCACCCCCAAACCCCAGAGCUCAGUUAUGAAGCUGCUCAUGGGGAGAAGAUGGAAGGAGAGAUUUCGGUCUAAAGCAGAUGAGCUGAGCUGAAGGUAUUGCUCCAUCCUUCUCACCAGACAGGCAAAAAAAUGUAAUCGGAGGAGCUGAAAAGCUGAGCAGCCUGCCAGCACUGGCACCCUGCAUCCUGCACAGGCUCCCACCGCCUCGGGCAUCUUUUCCUCUCCCCCUUUGCCUCCUGCAAGAUUUAAGCCUUUCAUUUGCAACCUCGACUCCUGACAAUCCCUGUCAAUAAAUGAGGGAGCAUAAUGCUGAACAGCAUCACCGAUGGGCUCCUGUGCUGCCUGAUGGGCAAAACGAUGAACGCCGUGGGGCCGCUGGACAGCAUUGAGUCCAGCAACGGCUACAGCUUCAUGGAGGUGAAACCGGGGAGAAUCCUGCGGGUCAGGCACAGCGCACCCAACCGCCCGGCCCCGGAGGAGCCCGAGGGGACCCAGCCUGGGGGGCCGGAGCGGGGCACGGUGCACUGCAAGCGCAAGAUCACCGUUUACCGCAACGGGCAGCUGGUGAUCGAGAACCUGGGGGACGCUGUCCGCUCCGAGAUCCUGCACUGCCAGAACGGUUCGGGGGAACCCAACAGCACUGUGGAGCUGGAGCUCUCUGACCCGGCCGGCCAAGCUCCUGCGCAGGGUCCCACCGGCACGCCGGGAUGUGGCACGCCGGGAUGCGGCACGCGGGAAGCAGCCGCUGCCCCCGGCAAGCGUCGGAAGCGUAAACCCAAGAAAGUCGUCAACAUCGACUGCAAGAAGCAGAUCACGAGCUGCAAAGGGACGCACAGUGACGUGGUCCUCUUCUUCAUCCACGGCGUGGGCGGCUCGCUGGACAUCUGGAAGGAGCAGCUGGACUUCUUUACCAAGCUGGGCUACGAAGUGGUGGCUCCCGACCUGGCCGGCCAUGGUUGCAGCACGGCUCCCCAAAUUGCUGCCGCGUACACCUUCUACGCGCUGGCGGAGGACAUGAGGGCCGUCUUCAAGCGCUACGCGAAGAAGAGGAAUAUCCUGAUAGGACACUCAUAUGGGGUAUCCUUCUGCACCUUCCUCGCCCACGAGUACCCAGACCUGGUCCAUAAAGUGAUCAUGAUCAACGGCGGGGGCCCGACGGCGCUGGAGCCCAGCCUCUGCUCCAUCUUCAACAUGCCCACCUGCGUGCUGCACUGCCUGUCCCCAUGCCUGGCCUGGAGCUUCCUCAAGGCUGGCUUCGCUCGCCAGGGUGCCAAAGAGAAGCAGUUGCUGAAGGAAGGCAACGCCUUCAACGUGUCCUCCUUCGUGCUGCGUGCCAUGAUGAGCGGGCAGUACUGGCCGGAGGGUGACGAGGUUUACCACGCCGAGCUGGCCGUGCCCGUGCUCCUGGUCCAUGGCAUGCACGACAAAUUCGUCCCGGUGGAGGAAGACCAGCGAAUGGCUGAGAUCCUGCUCAUCGCCUUCCUGAAGGUGAUCGACGAGGGCAGCCACAUGGUGAUGAUGGAGUGUCCCGAGACGGUGAACACGCUGCUCCACGAGUUCGUCCUGUGGGAGCCCGAGACGCCAGCUGGGGACGGGCAAGGGGAGAAGAAAUAAAGCGGCGGGACGUGGUGACCGGGCUGCUCCGAUGGGAGAGAUGUUUCGGAGCAGAGAGGGCUUUGCGAGAGCGGAGGGGUGCGGCGGAGGCUGCCCUCGCCAGGAGCUUGGCCGAUUUUCUUUCCCGGCCGCAUCGCGGGCUGGUGGCGGAGCGCGGAGGCUCCCCCGGGCAGGGGUGUGCGAGGCCGGCAGCGGGAACACGGCAGACCUGGUCCCUGUCCCCUCGGGGACAGCGUGGCAGCCGCUGGAGCGUCUUCAUCUUGUUUCUUUGUAGUAGUAUUUUUCUCACGCAGCGACACCCCCCCACCCCCCACCCCAACCCCCAGGAACAGAGAAGAGGCGGCUGCGGGGAGACUGGUCCCACCUGCAGCAAACUGGGAGGAACUUGGAGGGGUUCCUCCAGGGAGAGCGUGUCAGCUCCAGCAUCAUCGCAGCCAGGGCCGGAGGAGCUGAGCUGGGAUUGCUUUAUGGCCUCAGCAGCAGGAUUUGCCUGUCUGAGCCCCACAGCACCUCGCUCGAGCCAUCUGUGGGGCUGGGAGGAUGGGACCACUGUUAUUGUUGCUGCCUGGUGCUGGAGAGGGUCUGCCUGCACAGCUCAUCUCUGCCUGGCCAGGAGAUGAGGAUGAGGAGGUGACCUGCUCCCGCGGGCACAGCCAGAAGGACCGUCAGCUCCCCCCUCAUGGUGGGACUGGCAUGGCUAUGGUGGGGGAAGACAACGCCAAACCUGAGCUCUCCCGUGGUCCCCCAGUGCCACCAUCCCUGCAGUCACAUCCCCACCCACCAUCGCUUUAGGUUGGCUUCUGCAGAGCCCUCUGCUUCCCUCCUGCUGCCGCAUCCUCCAGAUGCUCAGAGCCAUCGCCACCGUGCAGCGACUCCCGCAGCCUCUCGUCCGCUCGCCUUUCCCAGCUUCCAGCUCCCUCCAUGACUCCGGGACCCACCACCCGCUCCCGGACCACGUGUCCGUUGGGAUCACACCCGUCCCUCAUGCACCGGGGGACCAGCAAUUCACCGUCCCGUUGCCGCUGCGUCCGUCCUUGCUGAUGACUCCCAGAUGGAUCCAAGGGGUCUCGGAGCAACACGGGAACAACGAAGCAAAUUGCGACUGUUUGAUCGCAACGGACCACAGCUUGUUACCUGCUGACACCGUUCUGUACAUAACCCACUGGGUCCCACCAUCUCCCCUCUGUGCUUCACAUCCCGCUGCCAGGAGCCAGGCAGGACCGAGAAGGUACAUGAGAAGUGUCGAGCGGGGACCUGGGCACCAUCGCGGGGUCCAGGGGCUCCCGAGCGAGCCGGGAGGAUGCUGUGUUCGAAGGAUGGCCCCAACCUCCCCACUACCCCAAAGAGCGGAGCCACUCCCUGCUUCCUGGUUUGUUUCUCUGUUUCCCCCCAUCUAAACCAAAGAAACCACCAGUCCCAUGGAAACCUCGCCCUUGUCCCAUGUCCCACCCAGCUCCCACCUCGCCCCAAACGGGGCUGGCACCUCAACAAGACACCCCAAGUUGGCUCGAGGAGUCCCUGGCUGGGCAGGGCUGCUCUAACUGGAGCUGGCACCCACCCUCCAUGCUCCUUCCCUGAGGCUGAGCCCACCUUUCCCCCCCAAAGUGAGCAAUGUAGAAGAGGGAGGGUCCUUCAGAGCUGGCCCCAGCGUGGCGGGGACCUCAUGUGAUGAAUGUCCUCCCCAGGUGGCCCCCGCUCCGUCCCAGCACCGGGGCAGAGCUGCCCCUCUGCCAGCGCCCGCCCCUGCCCGCUGCUGCCACAACCUGUCUCAUAAUGAGAAUUUUAACGACCCUGGGUUCAGAUCGUUCCCCUGCAACACUUCUCCCACCCCAUCCUGGCCAGGAACUUCCCGCAGCAUGGUUGGGGUCUGCAAAGAAAGUACCAAGAAAUUCCACCGUACCCCAAAAAUCACAGCUCUGCCCCCGCCGUGACCCACCCCCCGCAGCCGGCUUCGGGUGCCUGGCUGUGGGCCACAGCUCUUCAACCUCUGUUUGCCACGGAGUCUGUGCCGCUUGUACCCACAUCGCUUGUGCUAAGGCCAAGGCAAACUGCUCACCAUAACCCCCGCUGCUGAGCCACGUGCCGUGUUAGUGCCAUUUCAUACAGUAAAGCCGUGUUAUAUUCUCA
Messenger RNA from Tyto alba (common barn owl), 3778 nucleotides. RefSeq names its product abhydrolase domain containing 8 (gene ABHD8). Gene Ontology annotation, molecular function: catalytic activity. The transcript has 5 exons. The record is from RefSeq and is a predicted model, not a curated record. NCBI's taxonomy places the organism in Eukaryota, Metazoa, Chordata, Aves, Strigiformes, Tytonidae. Bases 344 to 1651 code for a protein of 435 amino acids.